Lampris incognitus (smalleye Pacific opah) is the source of this 6109-nucleotide messenger RNA. RefSeq names its product bone morphogenetic protein receptor, type II b (serine/threonine kinase) (gene bmpr2b). The coding region runs from base 1059 to 4250 and encodes 1063 amino acids. Gene Ontology annotation, molecular function: transforming growth factor beta receptor activity; ATP binding. Lineage: Eukaryota; Metazoa; Chordata; Actinopteri; Lampriformes; Lampridae. Gene Ontology annotation, biological process: BMP signaling pathway; cellular response to growth factor stimulus; vasculature development. The record is from RefSeq and is a predicted model, not a curated record. The transcript is spliced from 13 exons. Gene Ontology annotation, cellular component: plasma membrane; signaling receptor complex.
CCCUCCACUGCUGAACGCGAUCGCCGCCGCGGGGGAGAACAGCGCUGUAUGCGAAGGAGGGGGGAGAGGGGGGAGAGAGAGCGAGAGAUACGUCCACCCCCUUCCCUCGAUCUGCCGUCUGUCGCUACGGGCGUCGUAACUUCUCAACGACCCGCGGUUCGCCGUUUAACGGACACUCCGCAUGCCGAGCGGAGCGGCGAUGCGCCCUCUGCGGACCGGCGGCGAGUCGGAGCGGGAGUCGAUCGCAGUUGCCGGCGCCGUGGUCGGGCGAGUCGUCAGCGGCUAGAGAGGUUAGCUCGCCCGCUAGCCGGCUAACGAGGCUAAGCCGUCGCGAAGCUAGUCGGCUCUAACCCGCCGUGGCGUUCAUGUGGCGCAUUCCUGCCGCUAGUGGCGAAGGGCGAGCGGUGGUGGUGGGGGGUUAUUGUGUGUGUGUGUGUGUGGAGUCCUGCCGUGCCUCGGAGGGUCCGUGUUUGGAAGCGCUCCCCCGUCAUUUUUUUAUGAUUUCCCUCCUCCCUCUCUCCCUCCCUCUCUCUCUCUCCCUCCCUCUCUCUCUCUCUCUUCCCAAGUUUUGCCGUUCCCCCCGACAGGCGCCCAGAGGCGGCUAACAUGUUAGCUAGCAGACGCGGACAUUGUCGGCUGGCUAGUCGUAGCCGGCUGCCCCCCGCCGCCGUGCGAGUUCGCCGCUCGGUGAGGCUCGUCUAGGUCGCUGUCGGGCUCUGUAAACGGGAGCACCGUUUAUUUUAAUUUUUAAUUUUAAUUUUUUUUAUUAUCGGCCAUCUCAUCGGGACGAUCUCUCGGAACCCAAUUAGUGCUUCGUUUCUCUCUCUCUCCCCCCCUCCUCCUCCUCCCUUUAUUCCUCCCUUUAUUCCUUCUCGAUGCGUCGUCCCGGGUUUGAGACAUCGGCUCAAGUCACGGAGCUGACUUGAGGGCGAACGGGGAGGAGGGGGGCCGGAGCCGGCGGAGGGGGGGGGGCCGAAGAGAGCCGAUCGCAGAGUUCGCGACAUCCGGAGGAGCCCCCGACCACCGCGCCGAAGUCGGCGUCUCGACCGUGCGCCGCGAUGCGGACCUUGGCCGAAUUCGGGCUUUGCGUGGUGAUUCUCCUCACCCCGGUGGCUGCAGCACAGGGCGAGGAGAGGGAGUGUGCAUUCACGGACCAGCAGCAGCAGUGGGAGAUGGAGCGAGUGGCGGGGGACGAAGGCCGCGUCUCCCCGGAAAACACCACCAUUCGCUGUGCCAAAGGGAGCCACUGCUUCGGUCUGUGGGAGAAAAGUCCGCCGGGGGACGUGCGCCUGGUCAAGCAAGGUUGCUGGACGCACCUGGCUGACCAGCAGGAAUGCCGUGAUGACCGCUGUGUGGUGACCAAUCUGCCCCCGCAGAUCCAAAACGGGACGUACCACUUCUGCUGCUGCGGCAGCGACAUGUGCAACGUCAACUUCACGGAGGACUUCCCCCCACCAAGUCCCACCACGGUCCAGCCGUUCUACACACGCACGUUGCACUAUGAGGAGACGGUGAUCAUCACCCUGGCGUCUGUCUCAGUGCUGGCCGUGGUUGCCGUAGCAGCCUUCUUUGGUUACCGCAUGAUGCACGGAGAUGGUAAACAAGGUCUCCACAACCUGAACAUGAUGGAGGCUGCAGGUUCAGAGAGUUCGCUGGACCUAGACAACCUCAAACUGCUAGAGCUCAUCGGCCGCGGCCGGUACGGCGCUGUGUACUGUGGCUCACUGGACGAGCGACCCGUGGCGGUCAAGGUGUUCACGGCAGCCAACCGUCAGAACUUCCUUAACGAGUGCUCCAUAUACCGGCUCCCACUGCUGGAGCACGACAGUAUCGCCCACUUCGUGGCCGCCGAUGAGCGGACCGGUGCGGAGGGACGGACCGAGUACCUGCUGGUGAUGGACUGCUACCCACACGGUUCUCUGAGCCGCUUUUUGAGCCUUCAGAUUAACGACUGGACCAGCAGCUGCCGACUGGCCCACUCUGUCACCCGAGGCCUGGCCUACCUGCACUCCGAACUCUUCAAAGGAGACUUGUACAAGCCGGCUGUGUCGCACAGGGACCUGAACAGCCGGAACAUUCUUGUCAAGGCCGAUGGCACAUGUGUCAUCAUCGAUUUCGGCUUAUCCAUGAAGCUGACAGGCAACCGGCUCCCGCGCCAUGGAGAGGAGGAAAACGCCGCCAUCAGUGAGGUGGGUACAAUCCGAUACAUGGCCCCGGAAGUGCUGGAGGGAGCGGUGAACCUGAGGGACUGUGAGUCGGCCCUGAAGCAAGUGGACAUGUAUGCCUUGGGUCUGGUUUACUGGGAGACCUUUAUGAGAUGCACAGACCUCUUCCCCGGAGAGUCAGUGCCAGAGUACCAGAUGGCGUUCCAGGCAGAGGCAGGAAACCACCCCACGUUUGAGGACAUGCAGGUCUUGGUGUCCCGUGAGAAGCAACGGCCCAAAUUCCCUGAGGCCUGGAAGGAGAACAGCUUGGCGGUGCGCUCCCUAAAGGAGACCAUGGAGGACUGCUGGGACCAGGAUGCUGAGGCUCGUCUGACGGCCCAGUGUGCAGAGGAGCGGCUGGCUGAGCUGCUCCUAAUCUGGGACCGAUCCAAAUCUGUCAGCCCCACUCUCAACCCCAUGUCCACCACACUGCACAACGAGAGAAAUCGUAUGACACCAAAGUCUGGCCCGUACCCAGACCAUCCGUCCUCUUACAUUGAAGAGCAGGAGGGGGCAGCCAAGAACACACAGUUGGACACCGCCUCCUCUGUGAGCGGUCGAGGUGGGGCCGGGGAGAGAAACAGGAACUCCAUCAACCAGGAGCGCCAGCAACAGGCUAAUGCCCGUCUGCCCAGCCCAGAAUGCAGCAGCACCAGCGCGGCUGGCGCAGGCCUCAGAGGGAGCCCCUCCACUUCCACCACCACCACCACUGUCAUCUCUGAGUCUGAGGGGUCGGCAGGGGGAACAACAGUCCCCGUAUGCCUUCACCUCACCCAGGAAGACCUGGAGACCACCAAGCUGGACCCCAAAGAAGUAGACAAGAACCUAAAGGAGAGCUCUGAUGAGAAUCUGAUGGAGCACUCCCAGAAGCAGUUCUGCUCACCUGACCCGCUCAGUCCUGGCAGCUCUAGCCUACUCUAUCCGCUCAUCAAGAUGGCGAGCGAGGCCUCGGGCACACCGGAACCCACCACUGUGCCUGCAACCAUAUUCCCCCUGCCCAAGCAGCAGAACCUGCCCAAGAGGCCGUCCAGUCUCCCCCUGCGCACAAAGCCCUCUAAGAAGGAGUCCGCAUCCUCCUCACUCAGGUUCAAGUUCGGACGCUCGGGGAAGUCCAACUUGCGGCAGGUGGAAGGGACCAAGAUGAACGUUGCCCCUGCAACGAGCACAAACGGCACCACAGAGGCUCACAGGGUCAGCAGCACCAACAACCUGCCUGCUCUGCGAGACGUGCACGUCGAUGGCACCGUCUACAGCACCGUGAGCGCUCAAACCAGCAGUGGUGUUUCCUCCAUGGCAGCAGGUGGUGCCACAGGGUUUGAGGGGGCCGGUGUAACUCAGAACAGCUCCGGAGCGUUGAGGUCAGAUGACAGCCGGCUGAGCUUGGGCCUCAUCACAGCCAGCCCCGAUGAACACGAGCCUCUGCUGAGCCGCGAGAGAGAGCAGCCUGACUCGAGAGACAGCACCACGAGCAUGGCCCCUCUCCGCUCAGCCCGCCCCAACACCAACAACAACAACAGCAACAGCAACACUGGACAUGGCCAAGGCGAUGGUGGCAGUGAAGAAGAGGGUGAAGGAGGGGAGGAGGAGCAGACCGGAGGAGAGGAGGGCAGCAGGGAGGCCACAGGACCUCCAGGAGAGAGUUCAAGCUCUGGGUUUGGUGUGAUGGACCCCCAAGCAGCCGCCCCAGUGACCAUGAGAGGGGAAGCCCUUCUCAGACAGCCCAAAGCCCGAAGGCCAGAAAGACCCAACUCCCUGGAUCUGUCCUUCACUACCCGGGAUCUGGCUUCACUAGGGGAGGACAUGACACAGCGGGAGGGAACGUUGGGCACAGGAGAAAAGAUUAAGAAGCGCGUCAAAACGCCAUACUCCCUGAAACGAUGGCGCCCCACGACUUGGGUCAUCUCCACAGAUACUAGGGGGCCAGAGGUCAACAACAACGGGUCCGCCCAGUGUCAAGGUCAAAGUCAGAGCCGGCCCAAGUCCAGCUCGACCAUCUACCUCCGGGGGAGCGAUUCUGCCUGUGAACCCAGCGACACCCAUGUAUGAACUCAGAACCCUCUCAGAGGACUCAAACAGUUUGUUUCUUGGGUUUUUCUUUUCUUUUUCUUUUUUUUUGAGAUGUUUUUUUUUAAGCUCUCAGUUGUGAUUUUGAAUCACCUUCAGCAAGAGGAAGCUAUCAAGAGUCUCACUAUCAAACAGCCGAGUCUGCUCAUAGACAGUAAUUUGGGUCUGUCUCGCACUUGUCUCUUCUGACGACGGCAUUGCUUUAAAUGGAAUCCAGCUAUGCAGCAUUCUCAUUUGCUUCGGUUACAGUGUUGUUGUUUUGUUAAUAUCUUUUCAUUUUGUUGUUUCCCCCCUCCACAUAUUUCAUUCACAGGUGCACAGCGAUGUUUUGAAUGGAUUUAGCUCUCGGUGCACUUUUGAACCAGUUGAUGAAUCAGUGUUUAGAAGUCCUGUCGGUUGUGACCAUGACAAAAAGUGGUCUCUAAACUCAAAAUAGCGACGAAAAACAAUCAACAAUUUGAGCAUUCUAUUUUUUGGUAGACGAUCGGGAGAAGGCUCUGUAAAAAAGAAAAAAAAAUCAAUGGUCUUAAAGACGGAAAACACUAAUUUCACUUUUUUUUUUUUUGAUGAUUUGUAUGCAAUACCAUUUUUUCCAUUGUGUAUUCAUUUUGUUUGUAUGAUGAUUUUUAAUUGUGCAAUAGGAUAUAGCUUUUAGACGCUCUUUUAUUUUUGCUUUUAUUAUCCUGGUUAUUGUUUUAUCUCUUCAUUCUUUCGAUAUGUUUAUCUCCGUUGCACUUAUGAAUAGUCACAAUCAUAUGUAAACAAUCCACUAUAUUCUACCUACGCCGCCCCCAAACCCCCGCCUUCUUCCAUUCCUUGCUUUGUCAUGGAGAGGAAAUUAUGGAUGACAAUCCUCCUCUCCUUCUUUCUUUCCUCUCUGGACCUUAUCUGUUGGGGUGACAAACGGACAGAAAAAGAUGAUUCUAACAAUCAGUCCCCAACUGGUUGGUCGGAUGGAGGGGUGGAGGGUGUGGGGUUCUCGUGGAACUUCUCUGCUUGCACAAUUUUACCAGGAAUGGCCCCACCCCCGGUACUACAGGGGCCUUUUAACUCUACAAUCACGAGCCACGAUAGACGGAGGGAUCUGUUACAGUGGCUGAGUCAACCACCGCACCACGAUCACCUGACCUCACUGUGGACUUUUCUGUCUGUCUGUCCGUCCGUCCGUCUGUAUGUGUCGUCUUAUCUGUGCGUUUGUUGGUAUGUACGUAACUGAAAAACCGGAGAAACUACCAAGCCGACAUUUUGCUCUUGAAACUAACUUGGAAAUUGGAACAGUUGUCUCAAAAAAAAAAUUCUGAAGCACGCUAGAUAUUAUUUCUGCUUAUUGUCGUGUCAUCCAUUUAUAUUCUAGUAAGUGUAUUUGUGCAUGCAUGCGUGUGUAUGCAUGUGUGUGAGAGAGACAGUGAGAGAGAGACAUUAUAUAUAUAUAUAUAUAUAUAUAUAUAUAUAUAUAUAUAUAUAUAUAGUGGGUUUGUGAGUGAGUCGGUGUGUGUGAACACUUGCUUUGUUCCUUAAUGUCAGCUAGUUUGAACUGUGGGGCUUGCGCUGUACAGGCAGUCUGAAAUGUUAUGGUACUUCAUUUGGUAUUUUCAGCGCUGCUUCAGGGCAAAUGAAAAGAUCUCAAUUAUGUUUUUGUAACCUGUAAUUUGUAAGAGAAAACAUGUAUGUGUAUUGCAUUGAUAUUUGCAUUGUUUUUAUGGAAUCCUGUUUUGCAUUCAAUGGACACGGCCUUUCUUUCCAUUGCUAUGCCUCUGCUCAGUACAAUUUUCUGUAAACAUUUUCAAGUCAAUAUGGAAGAAAAAAAAAUCUCAAUAAAUGUAUGAAAGAAUUGUCGGUUG